Molecule: messenger RNA, 2670 nt
Organism: Plasmodium malariae
Lineage: Eukaryota; Apicomplexa; Aconoidasida; Haemosporida; Plasmodiidae
Product: conserved Plasmodium protein, unknown function
Exons: 1
Coding region: 1-2670 (889 amino acids)
Source: RefSeq, a predicted model, not a curated record
AUGUUUUACAACUACCUAGCGAGAUCACCAAAAAUUUCUCAUACACAGAUAUGUUACAUAAGGAGCAUAAAUAGGAAAAAGCUACUUUUAAAAAAUUAUGAAUCCCGCUUAGACUAUUUUAAAGAAAGGGAUAUAUCAAAAUGGGAUGAAAAAGGAAGCACUGACUGGGACAAGCAGGACAUUAAACGAAAUUGCAGAAUUGACAUACGUGGCAAAGAUGGCAUUGAUAACAUAGAUGGCAAAGUUUGCAUAGAUGGAAAAAUUGGUAUAAAUGGCAAGGUUGACACAGUUGGCAAGAAUGGUCAAAUUUCAUCCUUCAUAUUUCGCAAAUUGGGGGCUACUUUUGCAGGAGAAAGCAGUAAUUUUCCAAGCAGGAUGAAUAUAAGAAUAUUGAAAAGUAGCUUCAUCAAGUAUGAGAAGAAACAAAAGACAAGGAAAACGCACUUUUUAAAAAUAUUAAAUAAAAAACUUGCCUGCCAAAAGUAUACAGAAAAUCAUUAUAUGGGGGGAAGGAUAAAAUUGAAGAAGCACAAAAUAUCUCGUUCUGAUGGAAAUUGUUCUAGGGUUAUCAAUCAUUCGAAUGGUAGUAGCAAUGUAGUUACAAACGAUUACUCGUUAGAGGAUGACUCGACAGAAAUUUUCGUAGAUAACCCAAAAAUAGAAAAGAGAUAUUCAAGAAUAAGUCUUAAACUGAGAGGGGGAGAAAAAAACGAAUGUAAUGUUCAUUCGUAUUAUGAUGAGGUAGAUAAAGUUGUAAGCAAAUUCUCCCAAGGAACAAAGGGAGCAAAGAUAUCAAAGAUAAAAAACACAACAAAAGAUGGAGAUAGGUACAAAGAAGGUAAGGAUAACAAAGAUGAAAAUUUUGAAGAAGGUACUGAAACGGAUGACUCGACUUCCGGAUCGUGUAUUCUGCCGAGUAGUGAAGCAAUGAACAACCCAAACAAAUUUUUAAAUGUGCUGUACAUGCUAAUCGAAGGGAAAAAAGAGAUAAAUGAAAAUAUCGCAAAUGAACUGAAAAAUAUAUAUGCUCAUAUUAUCAAAACACACAAAGACUUGAAGAUGACCUUUUUAUUAUUAUACACAAUGAGUAAGUUAUUAUGCAUAAAUAAUUUAAUAAAACCUUUAUAUGAUGACAUAUAUAAAGUUCAAGAAACAGAAUUGUUAUCCAUAAUAUUGCGUGUAUUAAUAAAUUCAUAUUAUUAUGACAAAGAAUUAGUAUGGUUUAUUUUAAAUAAAAUAAAGGAUGAUAUACGGCUUGGUACAUGUUCUACACUAACAAUAAGCAAUACGUUUUAUUGCUAUGCAAUUUUGUAUAAAAGGAAUUUAAUUAAUAUAGAAAAUAUUCCCAUGGGAGAAAUAAUUCAAAUAAUUUAUAAUUAUUAUAAUUUAUUUUCGUAUAUUCAACUUUUCGAAAUUGUUGACAUAUUUCAAAAUUUCAGCUUUUUUAAAGAUUAUAAAAUAGCGAUAACAAAAGUAGAUAAAAUGAUAUACAAAAAUGUAGCCAAAUUAUUUUUUAUCAUUGGGAAUUAUUUUAUUAACAAAGAUAUUAUAAAAUCUAUGUCUUUUAAAAAUGUUAAGAAAUUAAUUUAUUCAUAUGCAAAGAAUAAAAUGUACCAUGAAAAAUUAUUUUUACAUGCAUUUCCUUUUUUACUAAAGCAGAUAAAACAAUACAAUGAGGAUAUAAUGAAAAAUAAGAGUUAUUAUAAUUAUUACGGUGCAUAUGAUCAGGAGUUAAACGAAGCAAAAAAUUUGGACGAUGAAUUAAAAAAAAACUAUGUAAACAAAGGUAAAGAAAAAGUGACUACUACUAAUAUAGGACCAAACUCAUAUGGGAAAAAUUAUACACUGUGUGAGGACAACUGCAAACGAAUUAAUGAUGCCAUAGAACAAAAUACUACAAAUGUUACUGAUAUCUUAUACGCUUAUAGCAAAUUUAAUAUGUAUAUUGACGAACUAUAUAACGAAAUAUUACUAUUUUUGCAGCAUUUAUAUAAAAACAUGAAUUGCUCAAACUUAUCACAAUGUUUAGUAUCUUUAACAAAAGUUAAUUGUAAUAUUACAAUACUAUUAUCAAAAAUAAGUGCGGAGAAAUUUAACGCGAAUUCAAAUUAUAUGAACUUUUUUAAAUAUUGCACACCCAUUGAUUUAAUGAAUUUUUUGCUAAGCUUCAGUAAAAAUUUAUUUGCAGAAAAAGAGGUAUAUAACAUACUAGCCGACCUUCUUUUAAUGAAGGAAAAAAUAUUUUCAUUACAAGCUGCCGACUUAGUUAAUAUUAUUCAUGCGUAUAGUAAAAUUUAUUAUUUGAAUAAAAAACUUUUUAUAACUGUUGAUAAUAUUAUUUCCUCCAGGCUUGAUAAUAAUUCAGAUUAUUUAUUGCCUGAACAAGCAAUAAAAUAUCUCAACUCGUGUGCAAAGUUGUCAUACAAAAAUGAAAAAAUUAUUUAUAAAAUAAUAGAAAUAAUACAUAAAGGGAAUUUUGUCAACAUAAAAAUAUUUGAUUUAUUUAAACUUUUAAAAAGUGUUAAAAAGUUGGAUCUAUGCUUUGAAAGUUUAGAAACACACAUUAAAAUGAUUGCGCCCAACAUCACCUUCGACUGCUCCAAAUAUACCAACUAUUAUUAUAAAGCUGUGAAGGACCUUCACACGAGGAAAAAAAAGUGGGUGUGGUAG